This is a messenger RNA of Parus major (Great Tit), 2562 nucleotides long. It is a transcript of the gene G6PC2, whose product is annotated as glucose-6-phosphatase catalytic subunit 2. NCBI's taxonomy places the organism in Eukaryota, Metazoa, Chordata, Aves, Passeriformes, Paridae. The transcript has 5 exons. The coding region runs from base 617 to 1684 and encodes 355 amino acids. Gene Ontology annotation, biological process: gluconeogenesis; glucose 6-phosphate metabolic process. Gene Ontology annotation, cellular component: membrane. The record is from RefSeq and is a predicted model, not a curated record. Gene Ontology annotation, molecular function: glucose-6-phosphatase activity.
GCUUUAAAAAUAAAUCUAGAGCUCAACAGCAUGGUUGAUAUAUGGAUACUAGUUGCAUUUUCCCUGACUGAAAAAAAAUGUGUUGUGCAAGUGUAAGUUGCAGCCAAGUUCUACUUCAAAGUGAAAUGUACAGCUUCAGUGACAGCUCUGCAAAGAUAAGUAAUUUGUGUAUUCUUUCUAUCCUUUAUACAGACAACAGUUAAUGAAGUACACACAUUGCUAAUGUCCAUCCUGCAGAGAAAUGAACUGUGAAAAAAUUUAAGCAAACAUGUUCCAACUGUUCAUACAAAGGAUUGCACGAAUCACACAUUGUGCUUCCAUAAAACUUUCCCCACAAUUUGCUGCUGCUCAGCAUGUACUUCACUUAGCUUCCUACAAUUAAAAUUUGCAAACAAAAAAGCUUUCCAGUGCUAACAAACUCAUAUGCUUUCCUGGAGAUCUGGAGCCACGUGUUUUGGGAAUGGCUGAGUACACCACGCCAAUAUAAUAUAAAGGCAAUGUCAAUCACCUUCUCUCACUUUUUAAUAGCUCCCCUCCAUGAUUCUCAUUCUCUGUCACUAGAAAUUUAAGAUUAAAAGAACUUUACUCUAUUUCAAGUACAGUUUAAUCCAUUAAGAUGGAUCUCCUUCACAGCAAUGGAGUGCUUAUCAUUCAGCAUUUACAGAGGGACUACAGGGCUUACCAGGAUUUUCUUAAUUUCAUGUCACACGUUGGUGAUCCCCGGAAUAUAUUUUCAAUUUAUUUUCCUCUUUGGUUUCAGCUCAACCAAGUGGUUGGUACUAAAAUGAUAUGGGUGGCAGUCAUUGGUGAUUGGUUCAACCUCAUAUUUAAAUGGAUUUUAUUUGGUCAUCGCCCUUACUGGUGGGUGCAAGAAACAAUGAUUUAUCCUAAUCAAUCAAGCCCAUGCCUUGAACAGUUUCCUAUAACAUGUGAAACUGGACCAGGAAGCCCAUCUGGACAUGCCAUGGGAUCAUCCUGCGUCUGGUAUGUAAUGGUCACAGCAGCACUUAGGUACACAGUUAGAUGGAAAGAUAAAUCAGCUGUUACCCUUCACAGACUAACAUGGUCAUUCCUCUGGAGUAUUUUUUGGAUUAUCCAGAUCAGUGUGUGCAUCUCAAGAGUAUUCAUAGCAACACAUUUCCCUCAUCAAGUUGUUCUUGGAGUAUUUGCUGGCAUUCUUGUGGCAGAAGCAUUUGAGCAUACCCCUGCCAUUCAGACAGCAAGCUUGAGAAUGUACAUCAAGACAAACUUGUUUCUUUUCAUCUUUGCCCUUGGUUUUUAUCUGUCUCUGAAGCUUCUUGAUAUUGACUUGCUAUGGUCUGUUCCAAAAGCUAAGAAGUGGUGUGCCAACCCAGACUGGAUAAACAUUGACACAACUCCAUUUGCUGGACUGGUGAGGAACUUAGGUGCACUCUUUGGUUUAGGUCUUGGAAUUAAUUCUGAAAUGUUCAUCAUGAGCUGCAAAGGUGAAAAUAGCCGCAAGUUAAGUUUCCGCAUAUUGUGUAUAGCUGCUUCUUUAGCUACACUGCAGCUGUAUAAUUUUGUUAAGAUACCUACUCAUACUGAGUAUUUGUUCUACAUUCUCUCUUUUUUUAAGAGCGCAGCUAUGCCUCUGACUGUAGUUGCCUUGGUUCCGUACUGUGUCCACUCAUUAAUGAGGACAACUGAAAAGAAACUUAAUUAGGUUAAGUUUCAAAAUGGUUAGCAAUGUGGGGAUGGAUGUGAACUGUUCAAGAACCCACUGCAAAGGCAGUUUUGCUAAUUCAUUUAAACCAAGGGGAUGCCACUGCAUCCUGGAAAGGAGCCAGUACAUCCAAAAUCACUACACUCAAGAAUGACUUUGACAGCUCAGACAUAUUAGUUGCUGAUUUUAUUCCUAGAAAUAUUGCAAGUGCACUGCAGUAUGGUUAGAAAUGGCCCAAUACUCUGGGUCAUAAUUAAGUUUUAAAGUAUAAUCAGCCAUCUUUAUUUAGCUAUAUGGUGGUCUUUUAGUUCUGUCCAUCUCUAGCUAGAUAAUGCUUCAAGCACCAGUUGUACAUAGUGAGACUCGUUAUUUUGGUUUUUUUAUAUAUAGAUGCUGUGUGUUAAACUGCUACAUAAUGGUGUGACAGUAUCACAUCACCUACAACUGUAGGCUGUACCCAGGCACUGUGAAAAAGGCCAGCAUAGUUAUAAACAAGGCUUUAGAUUUAAUUUAUUGAGCUUCCUGAGCAAACCAGCUUCUGAUUAAGUCAGAUGAGGAAAAAAAAAGUUUAUUUCCAUUGGACUCUGUAGAAUAUAUUUUUGCAUUACUGAGUGGUUUUUGUCACUUCAACCUUUUGAAAGUGGUCACAUGAAUCAUGAAUGAUACAGAUUACAGCUUCAAUAGGGAAAAUACAUAAAUACGGUGUAGAAAAUAUUUAAGUUCUAUACAUCUACAAAGAGCAACAAAUGAAAAAAGUUGUCAAUAAAAAAAUUAGUAUAUGACCUCAAGAAUACUGUUCAUGCUCCUGUAUUGCAAAGGUAAUUCUCUGCUGAUUCUCUCAGAUCAACAGUCACAAGCCUGAAUCACUGUUAGUAGUU